CAGCAGUUAUAGCGCCAGCCACCCUCCUCUUCUCCUCUUCCACCCUCCUCCUCCUGCUCCGAUCGCAUCGCCACCCGCAGCCCGCAGCCGCCUCCGCCACGCCGAGCAACGAUAUUCUGUAGACAAUGGCUGACGGUGAGGACAUCCAGCCUCUUGUUUGCGACAAUGGAACCGGAAUGGUCAAGGCUGGUUUCGCUGGAGAUGAUGCACCAAGGGCUGUUUUCCCUAGCAUAGUUGGCCGCCCUCGGCACACUGGUGUUAUGGUAGGAAUGGGACAGAAGGAUGCCUAUGUUGGUGAUGAGGCACAGUCCAAGAGAGGUAUCCUCACGCUGAAAUACCCAAUCGAGCAUGGUAUUGUGAGCAACUGGGAUGACAUGGAGAAGAUCUGGCAUCACACUUUUUACAAUGAGCUCCGUGUGGCGCCUGAGGAGCACCCUGUGUUGCUUACUGAGGCUCCUUUGAACCCAAAGGCCAACAGAGAGAAGAUGACCCAGAUUAUGUUUGAGACUUUCAAUGUUCCUGCCAUGUAUGUUGCGAUUCAGGCGGUGCUCUCCCUUUAUGCAAGUGGCCGUACUACUGGUAUUGUUCUCGACUCUGGUGAUGGUGUCAGCCACACUGUGCCCAUUUACGAAGGAUAUGCGCUUCCUCAUGCCAUUCUUCGUUUGGAUCUUGCUGGCCGGGAUCUCACGGAUUCUCUAAUGAAGAUUCUCACCGAAAGAGGCUACUCCUUCACAACCUCAGCCGAGCGGGAAAUUGUAAGGGACAUCAAGGAGAAGCUUGCAUACGUUGCCCUUGAUUAUGAACAGGAGCUGGAAACUGCCAAGAACAGUUCCUCAGUUGAGAAAAGCUACGAGCUGCCUGACGGUCAAGUAAUCACGAUUGGGGCAGAGAGGUUCAGGUGUCCUGAGGUCCUCUUCCAGCCAUCCAUGAUCGGCAUGGAGUCCUCUGGAAUCCACGAGACGACCUACAACUCCAUCAUGAAGUGUGACGUGGAUAUCAGGAAGGACCUGUAUGGCAACAUCGUGCUCAGUGGAGGCACAACUAUGUUCCCAGGUAUUGCUGACCGUAUGAGCAAGGAGAUCACCGCGCUCGCUCCGAGCAGCAUGAAGAUCAAGGUCGUUGCUCCACCUGAGAGGAAGUACAGUGUCUGGAUCGGAGGGUCCAUUCUAGCCUCACUCAGCACUUUCCAACAGGUACUAUGUGGAUAUCGAAGGACGAGUAUGAUGAAUCUGGCCCAGCAAUCGUCCACAGGAAGUGCUUCUGAUUUCCGCGAGUGCUCUGCUGUUAUCGUCUAGUCUUGGGAGUUAUCUUUGGUUCAUUCUUCUAGCUAUGUAUUGCAGAUUUGCAAGCUGUGUUUUUUUCCCAGACAUGACUACUCUUGGGAUACGCCACUUGUAUAUGUGGUGGCCCCAUGUGCAAGUGCAAGUACACUAUCUAUGUUUGUGCAUGUCACAGUGUGUGUUUGUGAGAUCAGUUGUCAAACUUGGUUGGUUGGAUUGGAUUUAUUGGAGCUUGAGCUGUAAUAGCUUAUAAGUUAUAUGUAUUAUUGCUCUGAUUGGUGAAUUAUGUCGAAUUUUUGAUUUAUUUUA
This is a messenger RNA of Lolium rigidum, 1589 nucleotides long. RefSeq names its product actin-97-like. The record is from RefSeq and is a predicted model, not a curated record. The coding region runs from base 126 to 1295 and encodes 389 amino acids. The transcript has 5 exons. NCBI's taxonomy places the organism in Eukaryota, Viridiplantae, Streptophyta, Magnoliopsida, Poales, Poaceae.